Ictalurus punctatus (channel catfish) is the source of this 875-nucleotide messenger RNA. It is a transcript of the gene dnajc15, whose product is annotated as DnaJ (Hsp40) homolog, subfamily C, member 15. The coding region runs from base 1 to 453 and encodes 150 amino acids. Lineage: Eukaryota; Metazoa; Chordata; Actinopteri; Siluriformes; Ictaluridae. The record is from RefSeq and is a predicted model, not a curated record. Gene Ontology annotation, molecular function: ATPase activator activity. Gene Ontology annotation, cellular component: PAM complex, Tim23 associated import motor. Gene Ontology annotation, biological process: protein import into mitochondrial matrix. The transcript has 6 exons.
AUGGCGAGUACAGGCGGUCGUAUAGCAACGGAUAGUGACCUUCUGAGAUAUGCCGAAUAUACACCCAGACCUAAGCAAAGGAGUGAAACAGAUAUUGAUAAACGCGUUGGCAGCACACUAAUUGCAGUUGGACUUGGUGUUGCUGUAGCAGGAUUAGCAGGUCGAUAUGCCUUCCACUUAUGGAAACCUCUUGGUCAAGUUAUCACAGAAACUGCCAAAAAGUUUCCCUCUUCAGCAUUCUCGACGUAUUACAAAGGUGGAUUUGAGCAGAAGAUGACUAAGCGGGAAGCCAGUCUCGUUCUAGGGAUCAGUCCAACAAGCACCAAGACAAAGGUGCGAGAAGCCCAUAGGAGGAUCAUGGUCCUAAAUCAUCCAGAUAAAGGUGGAUCUCCAUAUUUGGCAGCGAAGAUCAAUGAAGCAAAAGAUCUGCUCGAGUCUGGCCAUCGGAGUUAACUGCCAGCGUUCUUCAAAGCACCAUUCACUCAGCCUUUUUUCUGUUCACUUUCAACCUCUGCCUGUUGUUCCUCCUCCGCUUCCUGACCUCACACUGACCGAUAUCCUCUCACAUGUUCUGACCCAGCCAACUCCGAGGCUCUGCAUUGCUGUUUUGUCAGCCAAGAACCUCAACCUCUGUGAAUCAGGCAUCAGAUCUUGAUCUUAUGUGUUAAAGGACCCAUGUUGUAGAUUGGAAGCAUUCAUAUAUAUUAACGUCAUUAUUGAAGCUGCAUUGUAAAUGUUUUUGAUAUGUCUGCUAAAACCCAUCAGUCUGGUUUGCAGAACUGUACAGGUAGAAACGUAAGUUCUCAAAGCUAAGUUAGAUGGAGUAAUGCUUGUAGAAUAUUAUAAGACUGAAUAAACUGUUCUGGUUAAUAAUA